Molecule: messenger RNA, 717 nt
Organism: Alternaria postmessia
Lineage: Eukaryota; Fungi; Ascomycota; Dothideomycetes; Pleosporales; Pleosporaceae
Exons: 3
Coding region: 1-717 (238 amino acids)
Source: RefSeq, a predicted model, not a curated record
AUGCUGUUCUCAAACGUUUUCCUGCCUACCGCGCUUCUUGCUGCGCAGGCUGCCGCCCACGGCGCUGUCACCAGCUAUGUCAUCGACGGAGUUACGUACCCAGGUUACGAAGGUUUCUCACCUGCCUCCUCGCCCAAGACAAUCCAACGCCAAUGGCCCGACUACAACCCCACAAUGAGCGUCAACGACAAGAAAGUCAUGUGCAACGGUGGCACAUCAGCCGAUCUCUCUGCCAAAGUAGCUGCCGGCGGAAAGAUCCGUGCCAACUGGAAGCAAUGGACGCACGAGCAGGGUCCAGUCAUGGUCUGGAUGUACAAGUGCUCUGGUGACUUCAAGAGCUGCGAUGGCAGUGGAAAGAAGUGGUUCAAGAUCGACCAAGAAGGCAUGACAGCGCCUCCCCUUUCGGGACGUAACUGGGGCACGGCCAAGGUCCUCAAGAACCUGUACUGGGAAUCCGUUGUUCCCAAGUCGCUUGCGCCUGGUAACUACCUCGUUCGCCAUGAGUUACUUGCUCUCCACCAGGCCAAUACGCCUCAGUUUUAUGCCGAGUGCGCGCAGAUUGAAGUGACGGGUAGCGGCAGUGCGUCGCCAAGUGGUGAUUAUCUGGCAAACAUCCCUGGAUACGCGGCACAGAGUGACCCGGGUAUCACGGUUGAUACGUACAGCAGUGCUAUCACUACAUACACUUGCCCAGGACCUAAGGUGUGGACUGGUUAG